Molecule: messenger RNA, 3052 nt
Organism: Mobula hypostoma (lesser devil ray)
Lineage: Eukaryota; Metazoa; Chordata; Chondrichthyes; Myliobatiformes; Myliobatidae
Product: coiled-coil domain-containing protein 170-like
Exons: 13
Coding region: 125-2407 (760 amino acids)
Source: RefSeq, a predicted model, not a curated record
AAAGUCAAUCCCGAUGAAGGCUCUCAGUCUGAAACAUUGACAUUUUAUUUUGUUAGCUGAGAUCCUCAAGCAUUUUGUGCGUGUUGGUUUUCACUUCCAAUCUGUCAGUACUCCUCAGGAUCAUAUGCUUCAGUUGGAGGACCAGCUGAGGGAGCACCGGAGGGAGCUGGAGAAUAAGGAUGAGGUUAUCAGAAUCCUGACACGACUGAGAGGAGCCGACGAUUCACCAGUAGGCGUCACUAGCAACCUGCGCCUGCCAGAGGUCACCUUGGAUUCUCCACUGAAGGGUGCUCCUUUCUCCCAGGACCUGCUGCGCUCGAAACCAGCGGAUACAACACACUUGGAUUACAUGCGCCAGAAUGAAGGUUCGGAGGCUGAGGUCAGGAAACUCCGGGAUCGGCUGAAAGCCAACGCGGCUGCGAUGUGGAAGCUCCAAGGUGAACUGGAGAGGUACAAGGAGAAUGACGCCCAGCAGACUGCACUCCUGCAGUCUCUCAGGGAUCGUGUGAGGCAGACGCAGGGAUCCUCGGAAUCAGUGGUCAGCACCAAAACCCAAGUCAACUCCAGCAUCCGGAGUCUGCAGGGGGAGAACCAGGAGCUGAGGGACAGGGUGUCAGAGCUUGAGGAGCGACUCAGGCUGCACCUUCGGGAGAGGGAGCAGAGUGAGCAGAGGGCAGUCAGUGCAGAGAGGAGACUCGCUGGCUACACUGAGAAGCUCGCCCGGGGGCUGAACGAGGAUACCGAUGGGCAACGCGACCCACUUGACUACCUGACCAACAGGGCCUGCGAGAUGUUCCAGGAACGCCUCCUGUGGGAAACGAAGAUCGCGACGCUGGAAGAAGCUUUGGCCACUCGGGAAAUGGAGUUCAAGGCAAGCCAGCAGACCCUGAUGAAGCUGGCCUCUGAGGCGGGGAAAGCCCAGGAUGUGGCAGCAUCCUUCAACCAGGACAUGAAGGUUGUCAGGAAGGAGAGAGACGAAGCCCUGCUUCUGAAGGCCGCAGCCGAGCGGGAGAGUGAGCUGCUGCGCGAAAGGCUGGCGGACAGCCAGUUCGCCCUGGGCACCGCUUGCCAGGCCCAAGUGCGCCAGGAGAGGCGGGCGACUGACCUGGGCGAGGAGCUGCGUGCCAGCACCCAACAGAGUAAAGCUACCCGAGCCCUGCACCAGGGACUCCUCGAGCAGCUGGCAGCCCUGCUCAGCAACGGCCUGGGCACCGCCCCUGCUACUGAGGAGGCCGUCAAAGGCAAAGUGAGGGAGCUGAGUGGGAGAGACCGCACUUGGACAGCGAAGGUGACCAGGCUGGAGGAGGAGGUCAUGAAGCUGAACAAGCAGGUGGUGAGUCAGAGCAAGCUGUACCACGAGGCGAUGCGCCGAGCGCGGAGGGCCGAGGAGCAGCUGAGUGAUCGCGAGGAAGUCCUCAGCCACCUGGAAGGACAACUUGCCACCAAGAGUCUGCUCAAGGAUGGACAUCAGUUUGAGAGGCAGAGGCACACCAAAUUCCUGCAUGGGCUAGCCCAAGCGAUGAACGUGGAGCGAGACGAGCAGAUGGAUGACCUGGAGGACCAGGCCGAGAAGCUGCUGGCCAGGGCUCGAGCGCUGGCAGAGAUUGAGCGGGAGAGGACAGACGACAGCAACGCGUUCCUACAGAACCUGCAGCAAAAGGUGACAUCUCAGAGGGAGAGGCUGGCCAGCAGUAAGCGGCACGUCCAGCUCCUGACCGACAGACUCAGCCAGCUGGAGGGGAGGGAGCCGCCGGGCCGGGAUGGGCAGGGUGGUGGGCUGGCCGAGCUGCGGAAGGACGUGGAAAGGCUGCAAGGACAGCUGGAUGUGGCGAAGAGGAAGAACCGCAGCCUGAGAGAGAAGAACGAGGAAAUCACAGCUCUGAAGGCAAAGAACAGGGAGCAGGACCGGACCAUCCAGAGGCUUAGGGAAUCGCUGGAGAAACUGGAGUCGAUCAAGGAUAAAGCGGCCCGCAAGGUGGUGAUGCUGACUUCCGAGCUGGACCAGGCAGAGCAGGGAGCCUUGGAGAGGAGCAGCCAGGCCCAGAGCUUGAACCAGGCCCUCAGCAAUGAGCUCCACUCUGCCAGGAAAGCCCUGGAGGUGGUGGCACGUAGGGAGAGGCAGCUGGUGGAUUUCCGGGAGUCUGUGGUGAGAGCGCUGGGAUUCGACACCAACACCAUGGCCAUCCCUGACGACAAGAUCUAUCUCCAGCUGAAGAGCCUCACCCAGCCACACAGCAGGGAGCUGCAGGUGGUCUCCCACCACCGUGGGCCCACCAGGGGACACCUGGGACCGUGGCCCCCACACAGCCCCCCUCCCAGCUGGGGCCAAAACACUGCCCCAUCCGGCUCUCCGCACCGGGGCCAUGGCUGGGGCAGCCUGGCACUACCCCUUCACCAGGCCUCCUGAACGAGAGCACAGUGUGGACCACAGUCAUGGCCACUGCGCAGAAGCUUGCCACUUGGCCCUUCUGCUCAGUGCUCGCUCUCUCCAAGAGCACCGUGGCCUGACCAAUACAGAGCACUACAGCACAGUAUAGGCCCUCUGGCUUGCUAUAUUGUGCUGACCUUUUAACCUACUCAGAGAUCAAUCUAAUCUUUCCCUCCCGCAGAGCCCUCUAUUUUCCUAUUACCUAUGUGCAUAUCUGAGAGUUUCUUGAAUGCCCCGAAUGUAUCUGCAUCUGCCACCAUCACUGGCUGGGCGGUCCACAUAGCCACCACUCUCUGUGUAAAACAAACUACCUCUGACCUAUACAUUUCUAAAAUCACCUUUAAGUUAUCUCCUCUGCUAUUAGCAACUUUCACCCUGGGGGUAAGUCUCUGGCUGUGCCUCUUAUCACCUUGCACAUCUCUAUCAAGUAACCCCUCAUCAUUCACUCCAAAGAGAAAAGCCCAGCUCACUCAACCUUUCCUUAUCAGGCAUGCUCUAUGAUCUAUCAACAUCUUGGUAAAUCUCCUCUGAACCCCCUCGAAAGCUUUCACAUCCUUCCCAUAAUGAGGACACCAGAAGUGAACACAAUGCUCCAAGCACAAGGAAAUCUGCCGAUGCUGGAAU